GUUUUUUAUCAAAACAUUUUUUUUUUUCAAAUUUUCUUUUUCUUAUUUAAAAUGUCUCGUAGCAUUGAUAGCAUUACCACAGGCAACUUUAGUAUUUGUUCAGUGUCUGGGUCCAGGUUUUGGUUUAGGUUCAGGUCUUGGCGCUGGUCUGGGUCUUGGUGUGGAUCUUGUUCUGUUAUCCAUCUUUGAAAAACCUCUCAGUUGUUCCAGAACUACCCUUAAGGAGACCCUUCAGGAGCUGUGGCUCCUAUACGAUAGCCACAACAAAAACAACCCCACUUUACCUAGAAAUAAUAAUGUACAGCGCCUUGUUUGGCCAAUGGUCAUUUGAAGGUGCUAUAUAAAUUAAUAAAACUUAAAACUUAAAUGAAGUAAACAAAAAAAAAAAAAAAAGAGCCAUCAGCUUCGGGUUACAUCACCGACCAAAUACUGUUCAGUCACUGCAAAUGGUGACCAGACUCUGCAGGAGGACGAGAGACUUGGUCCACCUAAUCUACUUGGACUUGUAAUGAGCACACCAGGCUACGGACUUGUUAAAAUUAGACAAUAUUUUCUCGGACUGGUCCGAACUGAGCCAAAGUUGGUAUUUUUAAGCUGCUGGUUUAUAAAAAUUAAUUUUCAAAAUAAAAAGAAAUUUUGUAUAAAAAAACAUCUAAAAAAUAUCAGUGGAUAAUUUUAUCCAGAUGAUGAAGAUUCAAUGAAAUAAAGUUGUUGAUUUGUAGAAAUUGUUUCUGUUUUGAAAAAAAAUUCUAUAAAAGACACAUUACAUUAGCUUAGCAAUCUAGUUAGCCAUGCUAGUUAGCCACUUUAACUCACAUGACCCAGACAGAUGUUGUGAACAGAAUCAGGAAGUCUUUCAAGAUAAAACUUCCUUCAGGAUCAGAAAAUACAGGAAACGUAAAUAAUCCAAGUUAGCUCAUUUAUUUAUUUUAUAUUUCUGUCUGUGGCCCGGGAGUUGGGGACCACUGUACUAAGGCACACACCGAGAGAGCAAAAUUUUGGAAAAAAAAAAUUGGAAAAGGAUCUUGUGAAAAUAACUCAUGUUUUAUAUACAUGUGUUAUUUAGUGUGCAAAGGGUAAGAUAUUAUACAUAUAGGCUAUAUGGAUCUAGUUCCUCUGACAGGCUUAGAAAAACAUUUGUUAUUCAGUGUGCCUAAUAAAGUGGGCAGUGAGUGUAAAAAAAUAGUUGUAUGUAAAAAAAUCAAUUAUUCUAAAUAUUGAAAGACUACAGUUUGUAAGUGGAUUGCUUAAUAAAACAUAAAUAAAGUGUGUUUUUUUUAAGCGGUCAGGUGUAUUCGUCAGAUCUCCAGAUAUUGCUGCAUCAUUAACUUCCAUUAGAAUCUCACUUUGAUGCUUUAAUUCCCCUGAAGAGACUUCAACAAUCUUCCAGACGCCUUGCAGUGUGAAGGGGAAAGGGGCGGGGCUUCGAGGGAGGCGGUCCCCGCUGGAGAGUCAGCUGCUCGCGUGAACUCGGUGUGCGCGUGCGGGUGUUCGGAUCAUGUGUGCGUGUGUCCAGGCCGCCCUCAGAGUGUACGUGCGGUUUGUUGGAGUGCGGGGACAGCGAGAGCUCGGGACGACGCGGCGGCGGAGCCUCCGGAGGUUCGGUCCAAGCUUCUUCGGUCCCGUCCGGGACGCAAAUGAAAGGAUGGAGAAAACUUCCCCCCACAGGCCCGAGGAGCUAAUUGUUUCUGGCUUUCAACGUUCCUCUAAUCCGGCGUCGCCACAUCACCACGAUGACGAUGUGGAUCUGGAACAACUGAUGAAUGACAUGAACUCCUCUACGGAGGCCGUUCACUCAAUGCAGGGAGACAAAGUGCUUCUCCUGAACAACGGCCUUGCACCCCACCACCACCAUGUACGUUACCAGGUCAACCGCCAUCAAGCACACCCCCUGCCCCCAUCAUCACCCACCAGAGAGAGGCUCCGGCAUUCUCAGCCUAUGCACAUCCAGGCUGCCAGGUGUUUAAAGGAAGAACUGGAGUUGCGUCCAGCUUCCCUGCCGGCCAUUCCCAGCCCUUUCCCGGAGCUCUGCAGCCCAACCGGAUCCCCCGUUCUCAGCCCCAUACUGGCUCCCGACACCCAUAUUGUCAAGAUUUGGAGUGAGGAUGGAUCCGGAAAAGUGGUGGAGAUUCCAGGACACAUGACGGCGAGAGAUGUGUGCCAGCUGCUCGUCUACAAGAGCCAUUGCGUGGAUGACAAUGCCUGGACGCUGGUGGAGCACCACCCCGUCCUGGGCCUCGAGAGAUGUCUGGAGGACCACGAGCUGGUGGCUCAAGUUCAGGCCUCCAUGAGCAGCGACUGUAAAUUUCUCUUCAGGAAGAACUUUGCCAAAUAUGAAUUCUUCAGGAACCCCCUGAACUUUUUCCCGGAGCAGAUGGUGGCUUGGUGUCAGGAGGCUGAUGGUCCGGUCCCUCCGUCCCAGCUCCUGCAGAACUUUCUGAACUCCAGCAGCUGUCCAGAAAUCCAAGGACAUCUAUACGUUAAAGAGGCUGGACGCAAGUCCUGGAAGAAGCUCUACAUGUCUCUGCGGCGCUCUGGGUUGUAUUACUCCACAAAAGGAACAUCCAAGGAGCCCCGGCACCUGCAGCUGCUGGCCGACCUUGAAGAUAGUAACGUCUACACCAUCAUCACCAGCAGAAAGUUUCAUAACGCGCCAGCAGACUACCAGUUCUGCAUCAAGUCCAGUAAGGCGAGGAGCGACUGCAAAGAGCUGAAGAUGCUGUGCGCAGAGGACGAACAAAGCAGGACCUGCUGGACCACUGCCUUCAGACUGCUCAAGUAUGGGGUUCUGCUCUACCAGAACUACAGCGUGCCUCAGCACAGGAAGUCUCCCUUGUUGCCUUUUUCUGCACCUGUGCGGAGCAUAUCCGAGAACUCUCUGGUUGCUAUGGACUUCUCGGGGCGGACGGGCCGCGUCAUUGAUAAUCCGGUUGAGGCCCAGAGCGCUGCCCUGGAGGAGGGACAGACCUGGAGG
Messenger RNA from Oryzias melastigma (Indian medaka), 2974 nucleotides. Its product is annotated as growth factor receptor-bound protein 10. Lineage: Eukaryota; Metazoa; Chordata; Actinopteri; Beloniformes; Adrianichthyidae. The record is from RefSeq and is a predicted model, not a curated record. Gene Ontology annotation, molecular function: insulin receptor binding. Gene Ontology annotation, biological process: negative regulation of insulin receptor signaling pathway; insulin receptor signaling pathway; negative regulation of Wnt signaling pathway.